Aspergillus pseudoviridinutans is the source of this 765-nucleotide messenger RNA. RefSeq lists its product as uncharacterized. NCBI's taxonomy places the organism in Eukaryota, Fungi, Ascomycota, Eurotiomycetes, Eurotiales, Aspergillaceae. The coding region runs from base 1 to 765 and encodes 254 amino acids. The record is from RefSeq and is a predicted model, not a curated record. The transcript has a single exon.
AUGAUCGCAGACGGUUCCCCGUCUGCGGCUGUGAUCGGAGACCAUUGUGGCUGGAUUCAGGAUGAGUUCGACAACAACGUUGAAGGAUUCUGCUGUCGUCGUUGCGAACAUGCGUACCUGUCUCAGCUCCUGAGCGCUGGUGACCAGUUGGAGAAUACGGUCCUGCGCUUUCCUGCGUGCACGGGUGCUGUCACGGAUAUGGAGACUGUCACUCCUGGCCGUGCAGCGCAGUUGCGCAUGGUUAUGGACAAGCAAUACUACGCAAGCAGUAGCUGGGAAGCCAUCUCAAGCAGAGGCAAUGAUGUCAUAUAUUUCGAUUCACACUCUCUGUUUGAAGGCGAUCGGUCCUGCCAGCCCGGAAAUGGCUAUCGCUAUUCGUGGUUUUUGGUUCCCAUGAGGGCCGACGCCCUGGACGACGGCACAGUCGUCCCCACGACGCAGCCUCUUUCAACUGGAGAGGGGGUGAUAGACCUGAGGACCUACUGGAAGACGUGCCAGCUAACGGGCUCGGACCCGUGGAUUGACCUCAUCUGUGACUACUCUAUCGCCAUGCGCAGUGGGACUCUUCCUGACUUUGGCACGUCGGGCCUUUACGGGCCCUCCCCCAGUACUACCAUGGUGGUCCGAGGGAUUUUUGAAAGGCCAUGCGCCCAAAGACGAUGGGUCACAAUGCCAUUUCAAAGGGUAUCUACAGCCUUCUUAGUACAUUUGCUCCUUGAUGUCUCUAAGAAGCAAGGAAUGGAAUGCUUGAAGUAUAGUUUAUAA